AUGUCUAAUGACACAGAAGAUGAUUUAUCCGAUUUCAGAAUACCACCAAUAUUUGAUGACUUGAACGAACGACUAAAAGAAUAUCUCCUGAAACCAGAGCGGCUCUCUAUACAUAAGUGGGAAAAGUCUCAAAGUCACUGGCAUCGGAAUUCAGAUGUAGAUUCUCUGUUUAAAAUAGAUGAUGAUGAUUUUGGACUGGAUACUACGCUGGAGGUUGUACGGGAUCCAAUAUCAGGUGAAAUUGUGGGAUUAGAAGAAGUUAGUAUACCUAUUGAGGAAGAUGAAGAAUGUAUGUCUAUGUCCAGAGCACCUUUGCCUCCUAGUCUUGCAACUCGUGGUACAACCACAAGAAGUCCAUUUAUGCCAGCUGGCUUUGAAGAGGAACUAGAUAAAAUACUCAAUAAUGCAGCAAAUUUAAAAGAAAUCAAUAUUGACUUGGAUAAUGAUGAGCCUGGAAAAUUCUUGGGAGAAGAUAUCCUUACUAUACCCCCUGGAUGCAAAGAAGGUGUCAUUUUCGCCAAUGAUGGUGUAUCAGUACUUAACGAUGAGACCAAAGAUGAAAGUGUUGAAGAUGAAAAUUUGGAUAAAAUACAAAAUCAAGUUAAAAUUAAUUUAGAAGAGGUUGUAGACAAUAACACACAUUUGGCGGGUCUAUGGAAUGAUGACGAUGAUGAUCAACAAGCAAAAUCUUCCAAACUCCAACAAAAAAUCGAGCCAGCUGCCAAUGAGGCAGAUGAUGACAACUUCCUUGAGAGUACUGUGAUACGCCCACCUGUAGAACUUCCAGAAAUACCUAUCCUCAAUAUAACUUCAUCAUCAGCAAGAACUGGAGUGACAUCUACAGAAUGGGCGGAGAUGAUAGAUGUUUCAUUGCCUGUCCCUGAAUUCAAAGAGAAAAUUAAAGAUAUGGCACACACAUAUCCAUUUGAACUUGAUAAUUUCCAGAAGCAGGCUAUACUGAAAUUGGAAGAAGGUCACCAUGUUUUUGUCGCCGCUCAUACAUCUGCUGGUAAAACAGUUGUUGCUGAAUAUGCAAUUGCAAUGUCGAGAAGAAAUUGUACCAGGGCUAUAUAUACAUCACCAAUCAAGGCGUUAUCGAAUCAGAAGUAUAACGACUUCAAUAAACAGUUUGGUGAAGUGGGUCUACUGACUGGUGAUCUUCAGAUAAACGCCACCGCCCUUUGUCUGGUCAUGACUACAGAAAUUCUGCGGUCGAUGCUCUAUUGUGGAUCAGAUGUCACAAGAGACUUGGAGUUCGUUAUUUUCGAUGAAGUCCAUUACAUUAACAAUGCUGAGCGUGGUUAUGUUUGGGAGGAAGUGUUGAUAUUACUGCCAGCUCACGUGAGCAUAGUCAUGUUGAGUGCAACUGUACCGAAUACGCUGCAAUUCGCCGAUUGGGUAGGACGGACGAAGAAGCGAAAAGUAUAUGUAGUUUCCACACCAAAAAGGCCUGUUCCUCUUUGCCACUAUCUGUACACAGGUUCCGGUGGAAAAUCUAAAAACGAGAGGUUCUUAGUUAUUGAUCAAGAAGGAAACUUCCAGCUAAGAGGCUAUAACGAAGCAGUCGCUGCUAAAAAAGCUAGGGAAAAUGACUAUAAAAAGAACUUUGGACCUAAAGCUGGUGGUAAGCAAUUCCAGAAUCCAAAAGCAGAACAAACUAUGUGGGUGGCUUUCAUAGACCAUUUAAAACAGAAGGAUAAGUUACCUGUGGUUGCAUUCACACUAUCACGGAACAGAUGUGACCAAAAUGCCGAGAAUUUAAUGUCCGUAGAUUUAACAACAGCUAAGGAGAAAAGUCAUAUACGAUCCUUCUUUCAAAGGUGUCUUCAAAGAUUGAAGGAACCCGACAGACAUUUGCCCCAAGUGAUACGACUCCAAAGGGUCUUAGAAAACGGUAUCGGUGUUCACCAUAGCGGUAUACUGCCGUUGCUCAAAGAAAUUGUCGAAAUGCUGUUUCAAACUGGUUAUGUAAAGAUAUUAUUUGCGACGGAAACUUUUGCAAUGGGCGUGAACAUGCCUGCCCGAACUGUCGUCUUUGGUGAAAUCACGAAGUUUGACGGCCAAGAGAGACGGACCUUGGCACCCGCCGAGUACAUUCAGAUGGCAGGCAGAGCUGGCAGAAGAGGACUGGACGAUACGGGAACAGUGAUCAUUUUAUGUAAGGACGAAGUGCCGAAUUUGGUCACCUUAAAGGGAAUGAUGAUGGGCAUCCCACAGAAGCUCUCGUCGCAGUUCAGACUCACUUACGCCAUGAUAUUGAGUUUGCUGCGUGCGGCCACAGUCUCAGUCGAAGGAAUGAUGCAGCGUUCCUUCCGAGAGUUCAAUCAAAUCGUCCAGGCGGACAAUUAUAGGAAACAAUUGCAAUUGGCCGAGAAAGAAUACUCUGAGAAAUGUAGUAGUCCUUUAGCGUCGCACUUGACGCCUCUAGCCACCUUCUACGAUACGGCGGCAGCUUAUGUCGACGUAUUAAAUGAGAUCAUGCCGAUAUUGCUGAGUCAAGCGAAGUUGGCCAAAGAAAUGGUCCCAGGGAAAGUAUUGGUCGUUUCGGCGGGCCCGUAUAUCAAUCAGCUCGGAAUAUAUUUGAGUGGGAACGGACCUCGUCAAACCCCGUACAAAGUUUUGGUACUGAAUACGGCUGAACAAGACCCGACCAGAUACAACUUCGAAGUCGAUGAGAACUGGUACAGAAUGCUUGGUUUCUCCACUAUGUAUGAUUUCGUAGGAACUGAAGAAAGCACAUUAGAUCACACAAUACUAUGCAUAGCGGCAAAAAACAUUGUAGCAGUCACUAAACUGAAUCUCAAAAUUGACGCUAAUAUCAUCAUUCAAGACUGGGAGAAACGGCAGAUGCCAAGGUUUAAAGACGCCCCCGUUGGCUCGAACUGUAUGAACGCCACUCAGGAGCUGUCCAGACUAUCGCACGCGGUCCGAACGGGCGCGACUAGUUUGGAACAUGUGAGUCUCACGCAAUCGCUGGCAAUCUCCACCGGAGAGAUACUGCAGUCGCUGGAUAACUUGAAUCGACAUAAGAGUGAACUAGAAGCCCAAAAGAAAUGUACGGAUAUCGCCAACUUCAAGUCGGAGUUCGCGAUAGUGUACGAAAGGAAACAGACUGAGAGGAAACGAGACAAAUACAAGAGACUCCUAUCUUUUGAGAAUUUAGCUCUGUACCCAGACUACCAGCGAAGAUUACUAGUGCUGAGGGAACUGAAUUACAUUGAUGAACAUGACAGUGUUAUAUUGAAAGGUCGCGUAGCAUGCGGUAUGGGAACGAACGAGUUAAUAAUAUCGGAACUUGUGUUCCGUAACGUGUUUACGGACAAAAGCCCCGCUGAAAUCGCUGCGUUAUUGAGUUGCUUUGUUUUUCAAGCGCGCACUCAAAUAGACCCGCAGUUUACUGACAAACUAGCUGAAGGCGUGAAGGCGAUAGAGCAAAUCGACGACGAACUGACGAAGAUAGAGGCCAAAUACAUGGUAAACCAAUUUGAAGGUCAACCUGAGAGACUGAAUUUCGGCCUCGUGAGAGUAGUAUACGAAUGGGCUUUGGAGAAGCCCUUUGCAGAGAUCAUGGACCUUACAGAUGUCCAAGAGGGCAUCAUCGUGCGGUGUAUACAACAGUUGCAUGAGCUCCUCAUCGACGUGAAAGACGCGGCGGUGGCGGUAGGCGAUCCGAAGUUACAGGCGAAGAUGAUGGAAGCCUCCACGGCCAUCAAGAGGGACAUUGUGUUUGCGGCCAGUUUGUACACCACGCAGAAGGAAUCGCUCACCGUUUGAAAUUCAAAAUCCUUAGUUUUCAUGGAAAGUACUUACAAGCUAAGAUGAUGGAACCCUCCACAAGCAACAUGCAGGCCGGCAAGGUGAGGAUGGCUGGUGUGGCAGGUAGAACUGCUGUACCAGCUAUCUUCACGUCUGGACUUCACCAUCACUUAACAUCAGGGGGGUGGAGUCAUUUGUCGGACCUAUCUAUAAAAAAAAGAGGGACAUCGUGUUCGCGGCCAGUUUGUACACCACGCAGAAUCGCUCACCGUUUGACAUUAAACACUCGUAUGUUUGAUAGGAACUCGUAAAUAAAUUGGUGGACCCAAUUGUCUAACUUAUACUCAUAGAUAUAGAGAUUGCACAGAGCGACAAUCCCAUGGAUUUGGAAACCCUCUAUAGAAAAAGAGUAGGAGAUCCAAAGCUACAAGCGAUGAUGAUAAAGCCUCCACGGCCAUCAAGAGGG
Messenger RNA from Chilo suppressalis (striped riceborer), 4222 nucleotides. The record is from the annotation of a GenBank genome assembly. Lineage: Eukaryota; Metazoa; Arthropoda; Insecta; Lepidoptera; Crambidae.